AAGACAAAAACAGCGCAAAAAGCAAGGAAAGCUGCCGCAGCAGCAGGUGCUGUAGCUGCCAAAGAGCUGAAAAUCAUACAGGCUGCUGCUGCGGUAGAUAAAGAAUUUAACCUAAAUACCAAGAAAAACAAUUACCGGGCUCUUAUAAAAAUAUUAAAUAUUAGCUAUACUACCUUAUAUAGGCGCUUGAAAAAAGGGUAAUAAAAUAGGUCCGAUACUCGGAAAUAUAAUAAUUCUAUAUUAACUAAGGAGGAAGAAUAUAGCUUAAAGCAGUAUAUAUUUAAGGUAGAAGUAUAGAGAAUAAGUCUAAACAAGCAUAGUGUAUAAUCUUUUACAACGGAAAUCAAGGUAAAAAAAGUAAAUCCACUAGAUAAACCUAUAGUUUUACUAAGAUAGGUAGAUAGGUUUUUAUAUAGAUAAAACCUAUUUAUAGGUAUUAUAAAACUACUUAAGGUAGUUCGAUUCGAUAUAUAGUAAAAAGUUAUAAAACUAACUAAUUAAUAUAAAUACUUAAAUAAAUAAAUAUAUAAGUAUAAUAUUACUUUAAUUUAUAUUUAGAAUAUAGAUAAAACUAAU
Meira miltonrushii is the source of this 576-nucleotide messenger RNA. RefSeq lists its product as uncharacterized. NCBI's taxonomy places the organism in Eukaryota, Fungi, Basidiomycota, Exobasidiomycetes, Exobasidiales, Brachybasidiaceae. The transcript is spliced from 2 exons. The annotation marks the transcript as partial. The record is from RefSeq and is a predicted model, not a curated record.